AUGUCAACAGAUUAUCUUCACGAAAUAUCAUCAGCACAAGAUCAAAGAUUAUUUCCGAUUCAUGUGAUCAACAAGGCUUUUAGUAUUGAUUCUAACUAUAAAACAGAAGUAGUAAGAAUGGUCUUUGCUGAUAAAAUUGUAUUUUUAAUUUCGCAAUUAGAUUCCUUGAUCGGAACUGUAAUUAAAGCUGAAAAGGAUGCAUCAGCACUAACAAUGACAAUUUCCAACACUAUGGAAGAGCCACUGGAUGAUUAUGAUCACAUACCUGAACCUACCUAUUCAAUUAGAACAUUAUUUGGAAAAAGAGCUCCUUCUUUGGAUCAUCCAAUGGGAGAGACUUACCUUGAUAUUGAAACAAUAUUUGCUAGAAAAUUAAUUGAAGAUUUGUAUCAACCAAAACCAGUCAAACCAGCAUUUGGAAUGAUGGAACCUCCAAUGCCAACACAAGUUUUGGAAAAACCUCUAGUAUUGUGUAUUGCAUUUUCCAAGGAGUUUCUGUCAAGACUGAAAGAGCCCAAAGUAGGGAGACUUGUUAUGGCUCAAUUGAUUGACUGUGUGGUCAAUAAAUUAUAA
Molecule: messenger RNA, 573 nt
Organism: Naegleria gruberi
Lineage: Eukaryota; Heterolobosea; Eutetramitea; Acrasida; Naegleriidae
Exons: 1
Coding region: 1-573 (190 amino acids)
Source: RefSeq, a predicted model, not a curated record